Clunio marinus is the source of this 1835-nucleotide messenger RNA. The record is from the annotation of a GenBank genome assembly. NCBI's taxonomy places the organism in Eukaryota, Metazoa, Arthropoda, Insecta, Diptera, Chironomidae.
AAUAGUCAAUUACAGUUAACAUGACACUUGAACAGAUUCGUGAGAAACUAUUAAAAAGUUUUAUGAUUGAUAGUGCACGUGGAAUUGAAAAUUUUCCUUCUACCAUUUCAUUGUUUCAAGAAUUGAAUUAUUAAAAUGUUAUUUNAAACAUCAAUCAAAAAAAAUUGAAAACGGCAGCAUAAUUAUGCUUGUCAAGAAGUGAAGGCUAAUCAGAUAGCUAAAGAUGAUAAAGAACAAAAACCUUAUACAAAAGUCAGUAAAUGUUGUAGAUGAUUCGAUCUUUCCAAUAAAACUUUAUUGAAUGCAUCAUCAAUUUUAAAUAGAUAGUUCGAAAGAAGUUUGUCAGAUACCAAAUAGUCAAUUACAGUUAACAUGACACUUGAACAGUUUCGUGAGAAACUAUCAAAAAGUUUUACACGUAAUUGCACGUGAAACUGAAAAUUUUCCUUCUACCAUUUCAUUGUUUCAAGAAUUGACUUAUUAAAAUGUUAUUUAAAACAUUAAGAAAUGUCAUACUUGGCUAAUUUGUUUCAUUUCAUCGAAUUUCCAUCAGUUGUCUUCAACACAAAGUCCAGAAAAAAGUUCAGGGAAUUUUUGAACAUUAAUUCGAUAUUUUAUUAUCACAAACAUUCUUUGUCUCGAAUCAAGAUAAUGAUUGAAGUGAAAUUACCAAACAACUGUCAAUUGUUAUCAUUUUAUUAUUCUUUUUCUUCCCUCAUGUUUUCGGAUUCUUUGAUAAUGUGUUUAAAAUUGUUUUUGUCACUCUAAAAUAUUUUGCUGAUAGCUUUUAAGGAAGAGUAUAUAAAGCAGCCAUCAGCAAUACCGUCACUAUAACGAAACAAAUCACGGUAAUCGACAAACCAUGAACACUUUCGUGGUUAUUCUUGCCUGCUUAACAGCAGUUACAUUAGCCAGCCCAGUUGACGAUGUGAUUGUAGAAUUUCUCGCCAAUGGAGAGAUGAGAUGCAGAACUAACUGCAAUCGUAAUCGCAACCGUAACAAUCCUAUCAGUCCAUGGAACGAUUGUCCACCAACCAACUGCCCACCACCAUUCCGUCCUCCAAACUGCGGUGCUCCAGACUGCUCAAUAAUUGCAAACAGAGUUCGUGGAGUUCAUUUUGAUCAUCCCAGUGAUCCAAAUCGAUUCAUUGUCUGUGCACCACUUGAUGCCGUUACAUGGGCACCAAAGGAACAAUGGUGUGGCUGUGGAACAUUGUUCAGCUCCCUUUCAGACCCUGCAAGAUGUGUUCACCCAUGGGAAUGGAGACAAGUUUGCACUUCCCAACCAAUGGAUCCGAUUUUAAGCGACGAAAAUUGCGGUGCAGAUUGUCCAGAUUGCGAAAAUGGAAGUACUCCAGGUGAUCCAAUACCAUCAACAACAACUACAACUCGUCUACCUGACAACUGCCCAUGCCCAUGCGUACCAUGCGUCUGGUGGCCAUGUCAACCAUGCCAAAGUAACUGCGCUUGCAACAAUCAACAACAACCAAUUCAACAACCAAGACCACCAAUGAGACCCAACAACCCAUGGGAACAGCCAAUUCAACAGCCAAGACCACCAAUGAGACCUAACAAUCCAUGGGAACAGCAACCAGUUGACCCAGUAUGGCCUAACCAUCCAUGGGACCAGACACCAAACAACCCAUGGAAUCAAGAACCUUGGCGCCGAAUGGAUGCCGAAGAAGAAAAGGAAGAAUAAUUUUCGCAAAUUCCAAAUAGCAUAAAGUUUCUAUAAAUACUUUUAUUCAAUGAAAUUAUUGACUAUUUUAAACUGAAGCAGAAAAUCUAAAAAAUGUAUUUAAUAUCUAUGCAAAUAUAAAGUAAGCAAGCAAGUU